Paraglomus brasilianum is the source of this 333-nucleotide messenger RNA. NCBI's taxonomy places the organism in Eukaryota, Fungi, Glomeromycota, Glomeromycetes, Paraglomerales, Paraglomeraceae. The record is from the annotation of a GenBank genome assembly.
AUGACUGAGCGCGCAGAUCGCGACAUUGUCCAUCCGCGUACAACUAACGCUAACUCUCCCGCAAAAACAAAUAUGGAAACCAAAAAGCAAAACGAAGAUCAAACAGAGGCAUUAAAAAGAGAAUAUCAAGCGGUGAUUAAACUAAAUGAGACAUUUACAGCAGUAAAUGACAACUUAAUUGGAGCGAGAGGAAAAUUACAGCAAUUUGCAAAUACGAUCGAUCAAACAGACACACUCCUCGAUAUAUGGAUAAAAGUAUUAUCGCAGAGUCUCCACACACAACGAUUACUGUCAGAUCCAUCAUGGCAAGGUCAAACUACGGUAGCUUUAUAG